CAGCGGCAUCCUUUCAUUUGCAGAAAGUAAAUUUUGUGUUAAAUAUCCAAUUUUAAGACAGCAUUUUUAAUUUCCGUAUUUGUGUCUUAUUAACUAACAAAAAGGAGGGAACUGUAUGAUUUAGAAUUUUUCCAUUUUAAAUAAAGUGCUCUUCAAAGCCAUGGAAAAGCUAAAUGCGAUAAUAUUAUUACUAUUGGGGUUUUCCAUUACAUUAGAUCAGAUUGACGUAGUUCAGAGCAAUGAAGUUAAAGAGCUCUACACUUAUGGCUACUCCUACAGCCAGUUUUUCCCAUUGGAAGAAAAUCUCACACCGGAUCGUAUUUUACGAUUUUCGGUGAGAGCUUCAAGGGAUGCUCACAUUCUUCUUGCACCGACGCAUGAAGCUGACGAACCGGUCUAUGAGAUUGUACUUGGCGCUCAUAAUAACACGGUGAAUCACAUCAGAGGAAGAUGUCCAUGCCAAGAGGAACCCAGUGCCUCGAUAAAAACCGUAAAUCUUCUGAGUGCGCGGGAAUUUCGAAAUUUCUGGGUUCGAAUGAAAACAGAGAAACUCAGAACUUUUAUCCAGAUUGGCCUUGGAGAAAGUGAUACAGCCUUCCAUGAGUGGCGAGAUCCACGUCCCCUGAAACCACAAUAUUUGAGUUUUCGAUCAGCAACAAUUGGUGAAUGGCGAUACGGAUUCAGAGAUUCCAGUUAUACCACUGGCAUUUCUAAAGAUAGAAGAUCAAGUGUAGUGACUUCAACUGGCUUCGGACAAUAUUUCCCUUUGUCCGAUGUUGUAAAUCAUUCCGACAAUGACAUUACAUUAUAUUUUACAGCAAGAGCUGAAUUCGAGUUACAGGUACUUUUAAGUCCAGAUGUUAGUACACUAGGAAAUGUGUACUUGAUUGGAAUACGUAAAAAUGGAGCGUAUGUAAAGGAUCGCCACUUGGGAGAGAGUAAAGCUGCUUUUCAACAAGAAUUAUUCUUGAAUUCUAGGGAAAGAGUGAGAUUUUGGAUCAAACUUACAAGAGACGGUUUACUCACUUUGGGAAGAACAAGUGCAUCAAAUCCAGUUUUGCAAUGGAGAGAUCCAAAUCCAAUAUCUCCUCAAUUCCUUAGCUUCAAUAUGUACCAAGAAAACGAAGAAGAAAUUGAUCCCACUGUUUACGCUGAUGUUCAAAUUGGCCUCGGUCCUGAUUAUAAAAUCGGGUCUCAAGAUUGUGCAGCUCGGUGGAAAGAUGGUACAACUCAAUUACCACCUGGUCUGUUUAGAGGUGGACGAUACGAUAAUGGAGUAAUAUAUAUUUGUCGAGCAAACCACGAAGGUGAUACCGUUCCUGGAAGUUACAUUGUAGAUGAAAACCAACAAGGAAGAUGCUACAUUUCUUACGAAUUAUCUGUUUAUCAAAAGCCAGAAUUUGAGAUACUCACCGGCUGUCGUAUGAAGUGGGUGGCAGCAUCCUUAGGCUAUGUUCCUGAAGGUGCAAUUAUUGGUGGCUACCGACGUGGAAAACCAAGAUAUUACGUUGCUAGGGUCAAGCACGAAGGCAUGAUUAUAGUAGGAAAACUGCAACCUGAUGGUAAAAUUGCUUAUGUUCCCUUCAAUGGACAGGAACUCCCGUUUACCAAUUAUGAAGUCCUAGUGCAAAUUAUCAAUACUGUGACACCCCUCUCAGCCGCACUCAUUGCUGGAACUAAUAAAGUUCCAACUUCUCUUCCGUCUUAUGACAGACAUUCCACUAGAACUGAUUAAAAUACUUUUUUUAAUCAGCAGCUAUUUUUUUAUCUAUCUCAUGAUCAUUUUUUCGAUUUAAUAUAGAUAUAUAUUGAUAAUCAUUAUUAAUAAUUAUCCAGCUAUUGAAAUAAAAAUUUAUUGUAUGUGUAAUUUAGUUUAACAUUUUACUAUUUAAGUUUUAGUUUAUGACUCUACUGCAGUGAUCGGCUUUUAUUAUCAACUGCAUAAAGACUGAUGCUCUACCUAAAAUACAAUUUUUUAAAUGUUCUCUAUCUAUUUUCUUCAAAGAAUCAAAUAAUUUGUCUAGAAAUUAAUAAAGCUCUUUACAGUAUAAAAAAUAGCGGCUUAU
Belonocnema kinseyi is the source of this 2066-nucleotide messenger RNA. RefSeq lists its product as uncharacterized. Lineage: Eukaryota; Metazoa; Arthropoda; Insecta; Hymenoptera; Cynipidae. The record is from RefSeq and is a predicted model, not a curated record. The coding region runs from base 161 to 1735 and encodes 524 amino acids. The transcript has 9 exons.